AUGAUUGCCGCCAAGCGUCGUCGUGAUGGCUCCAUCACUGCAACGCCAACAGUGAGCCAAAGUAAUGACGCGCGUGCAUCAUCCUUUGUCCAAUCAUCUCCACUUCGUCAUUACCAGCGAACCAAGCAUCCUCAGCAACGACCUACCAAAAGAGUCGGUCUGCAUCUUCCCGGAAACAAUCCUGGCUCGAGUGCUCCGUCUUUCUAUGUACGUCCUGGCUAUCGACAUUCCAGCCUCUCUUCCGUUGCUGCUUCCGCUGUCGAUGUAGCUCGGGAGAAUGACAUUGAAGGGGAGCAAGAAGAGGACAGCGAUCCUGACGAAGUCAUCAUGUGCGUUGACAUGAGAGAAAGGGGCACCGUCGGUUGUUGUUAUUACGAGUCCUCUACGGGCAGCUUGCAUUUGGUAGAGGAUAUUCAAUUGAAGCUGCACAUUCAGCCCACGGUGGUCAUUUUAUCAAUGCGAGUGGACGAGACCGUCGAGCGGUACUUUGACCCAGAUGGAAGGAGUCGAGGUUCAGCCAACGGAGAUAGUGACCAAUUCUCUCUGCCCUACGUGCUUGAAUUUCGUCCGUCCCAAGAGUUCAGCUACGACGCUGGGAAGAACAAGCUCAUCAAUCUUCGCCUCUUCGCUGACGGCAGCCCCGAGAUUUCAUUCAUCACACCAGCAGAUAAUGAUCCUUACGAUGACUACGGCGAGGGUAUCGACGCAGGAUAUACAGGCCGUCAGGGUCAACUACUAAGGUUAUCAGCGUCGAUCGAUAUAGAAAGCCGCUUAACUAUCGGAUGUGCUGGUGCGCUACUCACAUACGUAACAAGGAGGAAAGCGGUCAAAUACCUGCCUAACGAUGUUAACCCAGGCAACUCGUUCCGUAUCUCCACAAUUGAAAUGUUCAGUCUGAAAGGCAUAAUGUUCGUCAAUGCAGACACCUUGGCCUCUUUACAGAUACUGCAGUCAGAAUCCAACCCAAAUACACACAGCCAAGGCCCAACGAAUGCCUCCUCUGGAUCGAAGGAGGGUCUUUCUGUCUACGGCCUCUUUCACCAUUUUGCAAGGACCCCACAAGGCAAAUAUCUUCUCCGGCAGUACUUUCUGCGCCCGAGUCUAGAUUUGAACGUGAUCAACCAGAGGCUCGAGACCGCUAGCGUGUUCUUGAGACCAGACAACAAUGGUCCAAUGAAUGGUAUCGUUAAGAGCUUGGGUCAGAUAAAGAACAUGAGGACGGUGAUGAUACAUCUGAGAAAGGGUAUCAGCAAUGGGUUGAGUAGAGGAGGUGGGAUUAAGAGCGGCAUCUGGUCGAGUCUCCGAUCGGUUGAUUUCGUCGCGUCUGCGGAUAUGCAUCGCACUGUGGUCAAGUCGGGUGUCAGCGCUGAGUUGGACAACAUGAAACGGACCUACGACGGCAUCGAAGAUUUGCUAAAUCUAACCUCUCAAGAAAUUGCCGCGACGAUACCGGCAAUCUUUAGUCUCGAUUUGAAUGUCAUCUUCUUCCCCCAGAUCGGCUUCUUGAUCUCAAUACCACUCAAUCCAGACACUGGUAGAGGCGACUGGGAAGGAGGUGAGAUACAGGAUCAGCACUGGGAUCGCAUCUUCUCAACGGCAACGAGAGUAUACUACAAGGAUUUCCGAAUGCGUGAGCUUGACGAAACGCUAGGAGACAUAUCAAAGGUGGUCGGUGAGCCAUUCUUCCACUCGGACUUCUGCCUGGAUGGCACAAAUGCUGACUCUAGCAGGCAUGCGUUGCAAGAGCUCACAGUUCCAGCAUAUGUUCCCAACGAUACCUUCCUUGUUGGAGGACCUGGCCCCCCAGACCCGACCGAAUUUCAAGAAGUCCAAGCUGGAAACGACGAGGCGACUAGGGAAGUCUUCCAGAAAACCAUUGACUCCGACGCCUUGGAAGGACCCAGCAUGCUGAUUAUGACCGGACCAAAUUAUUCCGGCAAAAGCGUUUAUCUCAAACAAGUUGCACUAAUUGUGUAUAUGGCACACGUCGGCUGCUUUGUACCGGCAGACCGCGCGAUUGUGGGGCUGACGGACAAGAUAUUGACUCGAAUUGCUACUAGAGAGACCGUAUCACGUUCUCAGAGUGCCUUCAUGAUUGACCUGCAGCAAGUUGCUCUUGCGAUGACGCUGACAACACACCGGAGCUUAGUGAUCAUUGAUGAGUUUGGCAAAGGAACUGACUCAAGCGAUGGUGCCGGCCUAGCCUGCGGCGUCUUUGAGCAUUUCCUUGGCCUCGGAAUUGACAGACCCAAAGUUCUGGGUGCCACUCACUUUCAUGAGAUAAUCGAAAACGGAUUCCUGCAACCUCGACCCUCCCUAACCUACGGCUAUAUGGAGGUGCGUCUCGAUCGUGAGGCAAAAGACCUAGAGGAUCAGGUAACUUAUCUAUAUAACUUUCGAGCCGGCCGUAGUAAUACGAGUUAUGGCAGCUGCUGCGCGACCUUGAACGGCGUUGACGCGACAAUCGUUGACAGGGCCAACUACCUCUUGGAUAUCAGUGCAAAAGGCGAGGACCUGGUAAUUGCAUGCGCGAAAAUCUCGGAGAAGGAAGAGAACGAGCUGAAGGAUGCCGAGGAGAUAGCAAGGCUGUUUCUGAUUCAGGAUUUUCGAAGCCUAUUCACCAGCGUCAAUGGAUCUCAAGAGGCUCGAAAUAUACUGGCAAAGCUGAUAUGGUGCAAGACCAAGCAAAAUUCAAACCUCGACAUCAGAAACAAACAAUGCCAUGGCAAAGGAUGUUCAGAGCCGAAAUCGGAAGGCUUUGGAGGACGCGUCUGUCUCUGGUGUGAUUUGCCAUUGCCACGUGAGCGUAGCAGAGCAGAAUCGAGACGCGAGUACGAUGCGAGACAUUUAUUCGCACGCAUGCACUCUUCAUAUGAUCAGCAUUCAGGGGAAGGGGCCGAAGAUGAUUUUAUUGACCCUGCUGAACAAGAGGCCGUCUGGGCUUCUUUCCCUUUCACUUCGUCUGCUUCGGAAAGGAUGUUAUCACCGAAGAAAGUAAAGGCAUCUGCUUAUGACCACUUCGAAGACGAGAGAAGACAGGAAGUUGAGCGUCUAUCGGAACGAAGACAGCUUACAGCUUCUGCUUCGGAGGACGAGAGAUGGCGUAGGUCCGAAGACUUACGUAGCUCUGGGUACAUGUGUCGUGCUUCUCCACCAACAAGGAUACAGGGCCCAAGCUUCUCACUCGCGGACCCGAUUGCAUCGACUCUUGCUCCAGAAGAUGACUCGUCUCUACCAAACUACGAACUCUGCAUUCUUUAA
Messenger RNA from Letharia lupina, 3261 nucleotides. RefSeq lists its product as uncharacterized. Lineage: Eukaryota; Fungi; Ascomycota; Lecanoromycetes; Lecanorales; Parmeliaceae. The record is from RefSeq and is a predicted model, not a curated record. Gene Ontology annotation, biological process: chiasma assembly; mismatch repair. Gene Ontology annotation, molecular function: ATP binding; mismatched DNA binding; ATP-dependent DNA damage sensor activity. The transcript has 12 exons. Gene Ontology annotation, cellular component: nucleus. Bases 1 to 3261 code for a protein of 1086 amino acids.